CCUCAGAUAUGUUGUGACGAGUUCGCUUGCAAUGUGCCACACUCACACGUCCUACAUCACACAGUUUAUGCGGAUCUUUCUCUCUAGACGCAGUUUUAACUUUUGCCAUUAGUUUCGUGGACUCUUCCGAACUUUUUUGCCACACGCCAGUAAUAGAUCUGGUGAUCCGUUAUACGGGCCUGGACAGCGAUUGAACACCUGACUUGUCGCUGUCUGUACAAUACAUAUAUACGUUAACCUGGAAAAUUGUCGUUCACACGCGGUGGCUGUUUAUAGAAUCUUUAACCGGAGACCCUGUUUAUAAUCUUAUUCAAACACGUAACAUGUUCUCUUGCGCUCGGCUUGCAGCUAGAAUGUAAUACUGCAUCCGUGCCUGUCCCGGGAGCAGGGCAAGGUGCUCACCUUGGGAGUGACAGAUUUACCUGAGGUUCAGGUAACCCAGACCCCCCACCCCCCAGGAUUGACAGACGAUCUGUGUAACAGGAGAUCGAGAGCCCAGAUUGGCUACCUUGUCUUAAGCACGAGUUAAUCAACAUCUAUAGUUGUCUGACUUCGACUCACUGGUGGGGUCGCGACCUCGGCUCUACCUUGGCUGGACCUCAACCUCACAAGAAUGGCUGGUCUCCGGAUCGUAGCUUUUGGGGCAAUCUGUGUAACUAUUCUGUCUACAUGUGUAGUGUGCCGCCCUGCUUCAGAUGACGCCACAGACUUCGUUAUUGACGAUGCUCCUGUGGCGGAGUCAGGCUCUGGUGGUGCCGAAAAGACACUCCCUAGUGCCAUUCAUCCAGUCAUGCUUGCCCCGGGGUCGGGCGAGGAGGGCACGGGAGCGGGCAGCGGUGACGAAGAUGGGGAGGAUGACGUGGCCUCUUCUGGAGAGGAGCUAACAAGCGGGUCAGCCUCAGGUGCCCCGGGUAUCGAUGUAGAAAUUGCACCAACAGGCAAUAAGUCAACACCUGGAUUUACAACUCUCCGAAAGGACAUUCCAUCUUCGACGACUGCCCGUUCAGAUGCGUCCUCAACCAGUGACCUUGUAGGCACGUCAUCAACGACUGACCUUUCAGGUGCGUCAUCAACGACUGGCCGUGAAGUUGCGUCAUCAACGACUGACCGUGAAGCUGCAUCAUCAACGACUAUCCGUGAAGCUGUGUCAUCAACGACUGUCCGUUCAGAUGCGGCCUCAACCACUGACCUUGCAGGUGGGCCAUCAACGAUUGACAUUGCAGGUGCGUCAUCAACGACUGGCCGUAAAGCUGCGUCAUCAAUGACUGAUCGUGAAGCUGCGUCAUCAACGACUGACCGUGAAGCUGCGUCAUCAACGCCUGUCCGUGAAACUACAUCAUCAACGACUUUCCGUGAAACUGUGCCAUCAACGACUAGCCUUGCGAACGCAUCUACCACGACUGACCGCUCACCGCCGUCCACUUUACGUGGAACGUUUAUCAAUCUGGAGGAUGAAAGUGGCAGUGGGGUUGAAGACGACCCUGAGCCAGAAUCUACCACUGAGUUCCCUGAAGAUGUGGUAUCAGGAUCGGGCAUCGGCUGGCCUCAGGAAGAGCCUACUGACCGGCUCACAUCUGAACGCCCGUCUGACGGGCUUAACGCCACAGAUAUUCCCACUUUGUCGCCAGAACUAGAAAUCAACGAGGGCCUGGAACUUAACACCACAGAUAUUCCCACUCUGUCGCCUGAACUAGAAAUCAGCGAGGGUCUGAUUCCUGUCACAGUGGCAAAGACACCAGUACCUACUCACGUAAACAGGACGAUGAUGAUUAGUUCCAUGCCCACGACCACAUUUCAUUCCACUUCUAAAGAGGCGACCUUGCCCACUUCAACCACGUCAUUGCGUAUAGAUGAGAACUCAGGGGAGACAACUCCUGAAAGCGGGAGCAGCACAGACUUACCGGUGCUAGAUGCUGACAAAACCACUGAAGGGCAGGCUUACAGUUCUACACAUGCCCAGAACCACACCAGGCAUAUUGAAGGUCGCAGAAGGCGCCCCGGUCAUCACAGCACUACUCCUGAAAUUGGUUAUGAAGACGUCUCCGUGGCGGAGGCCAAGAAUGAAGAUGACGAUGGCAAGAAAGUCUCGUACUUUGCCGUCAUAGCAGCAGCCCUUAUAUCAGCGAUAGUAUUUUUUGCACUAGGAUAUUUGGCUAGCAUAAUCAAAGAUAAACGUCGAAAGCUCACCUUGCCGUGGAAGAAGGAUCGGGUAACUCUGGAGAUAUCGACCCGUGACACUGGCAAUGGCAGCGCCACCCAGGUCUACCGGGACACUAACCCCGACCGACUCACUUCAGUGUAUGACCCAGUAGACUCUGGCAGCCGCAGACCCAAACAGAACGGCUCUACGGAGAGAAUGCCCACAAACGACCUGGCGGAAGUUCACCCGAAACCCACACACCUGGCCGAGCCCGAUACUGAUCACGUGGCGAACGAGGCAUCCCCUAAGAUCUCGACACCUUCCGAAGAGGUAGCACCAGCUCCUUCUUCCCAGAACACCGCAGAUGAAAUGAAGUACAUAGACGAGACGGACGACGACAUGGAGGCUUCCGCGGCCUCUACCCCGCUCCUGCCCGGCCAGUCUCAGGAGGAAGGAGAACGCGGAGAUCUGGCCACUCAAGUCCUCAGCACAGUCGACAAGAAUCUAAACACUGACUCGGAGACUAAGGCCCCACUGCUAACGGAUUCGACUAAAGACAGUGCUUCUAAGUCCGCAGGUUCCCAGGGAAAUCCGCCACCUGUUUAAAUUCACCAAACCUGAAAAAAAAUAGUUUAGGGUAUUCGGUCGGAAGGAAAUGGGUUCAGGGAAUUGUGGGAAAACAUGGAUGCCCAGGCACUUGUACCCCGAAGUGCUGGAAGGUGAACCAACUUGUGACAUUCCAGAUGAAGUGCUAGUUAAUCAGCGUAUAUGCAUAAUUUAGCAUCGAUGAGUUACAUUUGUGGUAAAGACAACUUAUUGUCAGUAUUACUCGAGCUGUUUAGACUGACGGAUUAUAAUUGAUGGCAAGAUUUUCAGAACGCUGUUCAAGUAGUAAGAAAAGAGAUUGGUAGACAAUAUGGUGUAUUAUUGACCCAUGUGUUGUUUGUCAGCUUCUAUAAGGGUUAUAUAUACACAGAGAGAGGGAGAAAGAGAGAGAGAAAAAAAGGAUAUGCAUGUUUCAGUGGAAGUAUUUUUGUUGAUUUGAGAGUGUGUGCAGCAGAUUUUUAUUUUAUGGUUGUAGAUGCACCGUUUACGAUUAUACCGUGGGCUGAAUUUGUCAUGCACAUUGGCACUAUUUUCUAGGGUUGAAACCUCGCAAAAACAUCGUGAGUAAGAGAGGAAUAUGUUUUGGCUGAGUAUUUAUGAACUGUCGAUUUUCAUCGUCCGUGUGCUUCAUUUUCUUUUUUAUUUUCGCUACUCUCUUAACAUGCUAAAUUGUCAACAUUGUUAAAAUAAUACAUGUUAAAUCCUGUAAAAAAAUACGAGGGCCAUUAUUCUAAAAUAUGUUACGCACCUAUAUAAUAAUUGAAUGUGUGCAAGUUUUUUAACAUUUAUAAUGUGGAACACAUCACUUAAUGCGACUUAAAAAAUUGACCUUCGCUUGUUCUUUGGCACAGUCGAGCGCUUUGGACCUUACACAGCAGUCGGGUUGAGUUGAGCUCACUUCAACUCUCGUGUUCGCUGAGCUUUAGAUAUUCCCGAUUGUUCCCCUUAUGCAAUUGAACGGCAAUUGAUCGGAAUACAGAAAUGUCAGGGGUAACAAACUCAUUUUCAAAGUGGGGGCUACGCGUCAAAUUAGGCGACCCCCUCCUUUCCAUUCGUAUAUAAGUUAAAUUAGAAUGCCUGAGCACCGCGUAAAACGCUUAAUAAUUACGUAAAUGUAUCGUUGUUCGUUGCAUAACAGAAUGUGUGGAAACAUUUAGCAUUAAUGCUCAGACGUGAAUGAUUCAUUGUCAGCGCUGUAUAUUUUAUCACUGCAUGCUAGUCUUGCCUAUGUAUCGCAUUUCACAAAUGUGAUGCUCUCUUAAGGAGUUACACAUCCGUUUUGUAUUGUCACGCAUUGGAUGUAAAAUUUCAUGACUGCAUAAUGUCACGACGAGUGCCUUAUUUUACUCCCCCCCCCAAAAAAAUUAUUCCAGAAACGUUUUCAGGUUAUAUAAUAUCAGUCAAGAAUGGAUGUCGGAACUGCUGUACUGUUAAUAAUCUUACUUGUGUGUAAAUAAACAGAGCUUGAGUUAAUAUAUGUGGAACGGUUUGCUAAGAAAAGGGGGCAAUACAUGUAGUGUACAUGUAAAUAUGGCAGAUAUGUAACACUGGACAAGAACAAUGACAGUAUACAAAACGUCCACAUUUGGUGCAAGGUAACAUGAUGUCCAGUUGGACUGAAAAUUCUCAGUGCUCUUCGCUUUAACGAGCGUAUCUAUAGAUUUUCAGAUACAAGAGUUGUUACAAGGGAGAGGCUCACAGUUGAAAGGUCCUUUCUCCAACUAAUACAGCUGACAUCAUCAUUUCCACCUUAUUAAACCUAUAUGUAUUUGUUAAGGUUAACCAAUAAAAUUCGUGAAGUUCUUCCACGUCAUUCAAGCUAAUUUUAUGUAUACCGCACAGACGAAUUUACAGCGAUAUUGGAUCUCUUGGUACGUCGUAUGCGUUAAUUAGAACCAUCUGCGCCAUAGUUAUAUGUCAUACUGUACAAGUGAACAACCUUGCAGGGACUUACUCUCCCUGUCAGUGUAUGUGCAGACAUUUCUUGUGGGAUUAUUGACUGUAAGAAAUACUUCUACGGAGAAAUAAAAUUGCCUCGCUAAAGAUACUAUGUAACAAAUGUUUUUAUUCGCUCUCUCUCUCUCUCUGUUCAUUGGUUGAUUUUGUUUCCCUGAUGUUUGUUGAUUUAUUUUCUGAGACACCGUGAUGGUGUUCCCUGUAGCAACUGGCUGGUUUUAAAUGCCUACAUGCUAUAUGCUUCCUCAGAGGAACGAAAUGCACAAGACACAAAACAGGAUGGACCACCCAGUCUUAGUACACAACUACUGAACUGUUAAUUGGCCUAACUCAAGGUGAUGAAGGCAAAGUACCCACAGUGUGAAUUCGAAAACU
Messenger RNA from Liolophura sinensis, 5077 nucleotides. RefSeq lists its product as uncharacterized. Bases 614 to 2746 code for a protein of 710 amino acids. The transcript is spliced from 6 exons. Lineage: Eukaryota; Metazoa; Mollusca; Polyplacophora; Chitonida; Chitonidae. The record is from RefSeq and is a predicted model, not a curated record.